CGGGAGAGCUGUUAAGUUCUAGAUGGGUGAAACAGAAUUAAAAAAAUAAUCCUAAUUUUAUUUACGUUUUCUGUGUCAUAAAUGUUUUACCUAGUUUUGUCUUGUUUAACUAUAUCACGUCACACUAUUACUGUAUUCCGCUGCCCUCAAACUCGCUUCUAAAGAACGCACGCGAAUGUCUUUGUGUAGACAGAACUAUCAUGAAGAGUGUGAAGCUGGUGUUAAUAAGCAAAUUAACAUGGAGCUGUACGCAAGCUAUGUUUAUAUGACUAUGGCUUUUCAUUUUAAUCGUGAUGAUGUUGCGCUGAACGGUUUUUAUAAAUUUUUCUUAAACGAGUCGGAAGAGGAGCGACAACAUGCCAUUAAGUUAAUGACUUAUCAAAACAUGCGGGGUGGUCGGAUUGUGUUACAAAAUAUAUCGGCACCUCCUCAACUUUCAUGGGAUUCGGGACUCCAUGCUAUGCAGGAUGCUCUUGAUUUAGAAAAAAAGGUCAAUCAGAGUCUGAUGGAUUUACUGGCUGUUGGUGAAAGACACAGAGAUACGCACUUUUGCGAAUUUAUCAACAAUGAAUAUUUGGAGACUCAGGUACAGUCUAUUAAAAAGCUUUCCGAUUACAUUACUAAUCUCAAUCGUGUGGGUACUGGUCUUGGAGAAUACACAUUCGACAAAGAAACUCUACAUGGCGAGAGUCAAUGAUUUUUUGUACCAGCAAAUUGUUGUAAACUGUUUUCGACCUACAAUCGAUUAUAUUUUGUAUAAUUUAAUGAUAUUUACUGAUUAAUUUAUGUAUUCUGAAGUUAAAUGUAUUAGGGUUUUGAUUGUUACCAAGUCAGGUUAAUAAUAACUUGUCGUUGAUGCUUUACGUGUGACGAAUACUAGUCGGUAUUUUCUAAAGAAG
Schistosoma bovis is the source of this 899-nucleotide messenger RNA. The record is from the annotation of a GenBank genome assembly. Lineage: Eukaryota; Metazoa; Platyhelminthes; Trematoda; Strigeidida; Schistosomatidae.